Trypanosoma conorhini is the source of this 3870-nucleotide messenger RNA. RefSeq lists its product as uncharacterized. Bases 1 to 3870 code for a protein of 1289 amino acids. The transcript has a single exon. NCBI's taxonomy places the organism in Eukaryota, Euglenozoa, Kinetoplastea, Trypanosomatida, Trypanosomatidae. Gene Ontology annotation, molecular function: protein binding. The record is from RefSeq and is a predicted model, not a curated record.
AUGAACAUUGACCUCUCCUUCAAGUCGAUCUCCGAGCUUCGCUUUGAUCGAGCGCGGGCGUCGGAGGAGGAGGUGCUUGUUGCGAGUCGUGUGCAAUCGCUGAAUGCCGGCAACAACCGCAUCGAGCGCAUCAUUGGCCUGGGCGCCCUCUUCAACCACCUUGCCCACCUAGACCUCGCCUACAACGGCCUCGGCGGCCGCGCAGGCCCCGAUGCCUGCGCCUGGCUGGACGCCCUGCCGUCCUCACUCCGUGUGCUGAACCUCGCACACAAUGAGCUGAGUUCCUUCGCCCCUGACGCGCCGGUGGAAGGUGGCGGCAAGAAUAGACGUGGAGGCAACGGAGGCGCAGCCUUGGCAACAGCAGCAGGAGCAGCCACCGCCACCUCAGAGAAGCUGGAAAGGGCCUUGGGGCAUCUGCGUCGGGCGUGCCCAGUCACUUUGGCCCUUGUUUUUAGCCAAAAGCGUUUUCCCGAGCUUCACGAGGUGGAUCUUUCGUACAAUGCGUUACGCUUGACCCUGGAUGAGAGCGACCGCGUGGAGGCGAUGUGGCAAGAGGCCGUGGAGGGCCCAGCUGCAACACAUGCAUUUAACCAAGAGGACAACAAAGCGUGGCUGCAACGAACAAAGUCUGCGGUGGCUGUGCUAAAACUAGACGGAAACACACAGAUAUCCGCGCUCAAUGGUGUACUCUGCGGAAUGGAGGCGUUAACGCACCUUCGAGCAGCAAAUUGUGGAGUGUCCGAUCUGACCGCGGUCUCUGCGGCGGCAACGUUUUGCCCGAAACUGCACAGUCUUGAUAUGCGUGGCUGCCCCGUUGCAGAUGCAUUUAUAAGUGCCCCGCGGACAACCAUUGCCACCUUUCUCGAGUUGCUGCUGCUACCUUCUACUCUUUCCGAGCUUGGAGGGAGGGAUGCAGAGGGUGAGACGGAGGCAAAUGAAGUCGAGAAGCGCGCCGUUCUGCAGCGUAUUGUUCGCGAAGUUGCACAACAGCAUAUUGGACAAAUAGAAAUCCUUCUUGCGCGUCAACGGCCUUCUGGCGGCAACACCCUGGCUCAAGUGUUGUACGCGGCACUGCUGCAGCAAAUUAUUCCACAGAUAGCGGAGCUGGACGGAGACGUGGAUGUGAAUGCGGCGCGGGAGGGGCUCAUGAACGCCGCGCGGGAGGUCCUCGAACAGGUCAUAGAAAACACCGAUAGACCAGUCACGCAGGGGGGACGCAACAAGGCUUUACUCCCCGGCGUGAGAUCACAGAAUAAGCCGCCAAAGGAGAGACCUCGAGGGUCGGACCAAGCAGAGCAACCGAGGCCAGUGACCUCCCACGGGGGCACGGAUGGGUCCCGAGAUUCCUUGGACCCUCAGCCGCGUGAUGCCAGCCCGGCGGUAAGGAGAGGUAGAGAGGCGGUACCCGCCGCAGAGGGUGUGAACGGCGGCGUUCCUAGGCCCGAACGUGCACGCAGUGCGCAAAGCACGAUGAUGAUGAGGGCUGCGGCUGCGGCUGCGCAGCUUCGCCCGACGGUGGUGGUGACCGGCUCUUCUAGCGCCACCACCAGCAGCAACGCUGCCACCGUCUCCUCCAAAGCCACUGCUCCCAGCGGCGCUUUCGCCAAUAUCGUGGCCGAUGCCGAUAAUAGAGUCAACACGUCGUUUAGUAGAGAAGUUGAAUAUGCGACGGCGACAACAAGUUCCGCUGAGGCCAGCAAUAGUAGCAAUAAUGAUGGAGUCAGUGGCGUCCGUGGUUCUGUCCGUAGGGACAAUAGUAAUGUUGCAUACGGCGGGAGGAAAGAAGAUACAUCACUCGUAUGCGGCUCGGCGAACACCACAAACACGACGGUUAGUGCCGCACCUGGUGCACGGACGCACAGCGACAGCAGCAGUUUCUGUGAGGAAAGUGGAGGAGGAAGUCGAUUUCAACGUGCCCUCGCCGCUCUGACGCCAAUGCUGAUGCAUCGACUAAGAAGCGAGGGCUUACCGGAUCAUCAAGCUGUAACAACUGAGCCUGGUCGUUUCUCAAAGGAUGGGUUUGACACUUCGACCUUUUCGACAGCGACGUCGAAUAGCAACACCUUGGCGGCGAGGGAAAUGCUGCUGCAACAGGCGCACACUCUUGAGACGGCGCUCCUCGCCUCACAGGAUAGACAGCGGGGCAUGCAGGAAGUCGUGUCGCACCUAAAAGAGCAACUCCAACAAGACCGCCGUCUCAUCACUGACCAACGCAAGGAGGCGGCGCGACUGCGAGAGGAGUUAGACCAACUUGCGGAGUCGAACAGGCGCAUCGCACUUCGGGUAAAGAGGCGGCAAAAGGAGAUUGCCUACGGUGCAGCCGCUCUCAGACGCCGAGAGGCGGUGUAUCAGCGAAAGGCCGCGCUGGAGUACAUUGAGCGGGAGGAGCAAUCCCUUCAGCAGGCCGAACGCCGCCUGCGGGAGAAGUUGUCGCUGAGCGGGGCGUGGUCUCACACACGUCUGACUGACUUGACUGGACUCGUUCGGGCGACGACAACAAAUGGGAUGGAGGCGAUUCCACCACGCAAGACGCGUGCGGAUUUGCUUCGCGAGACCGCCGUAAAGGAGCGAAUGACCGCAAGGCGCAAGCAGGACACGUUGGCCUAUAACCCACGCAGAUUUCGCCCCAGUGAGUACGGCCUAAACGACGGCGAUGAAGGCAGCAAUUUGUCCAUGAAUGACACCAGCGUGAACGCCCAAACGGAGCGGGGCCAGCCUCCGCAGGAGACGAAGAGGCGCGGCAGAGGUGUGGACGCGGAUCGUAGUCGUGGCCAAGGCAGUGCGGGGGAGCGAACUCAUGAAAGGACGCCGUGGCGUAAAUGCCGGAGCAGCUCGUCAUCAUCGCAGGCAACCACAUCGACGGGGAAGGCGGCGAAGCCGGAGGUGGGGCCAUGCUCCAUGUAUGACAAGGGGUUCAGCCCAUACGGCGACGUGGAAAAGAGUGACGGAGUGCCUGAUAAUGGCGGUAAGAACUAUCGGCCAAAGUCCCUUGAGGGGCUCUCACUUCAACAGCUGUUUGAAGAAGCAGCAGUGAUACAACACCGGCAGCGUAUUCUACAGCAGCGCAUGAGUGGUGUUGCUAACGCUGCGGGGGAUGAAGCCGCUCCACGCGAGACGGAGGAGCGUGGUGCGAGCUUUCACGACGAUGACGCCGAGGCCACUUUUGGGAAGCGCACACCGUCGACGUGCAUGGGAGUGGUACAAGACGCAGCUGGCGGCGGACCGACGCUGCACUGCGCCGCCGAGGAUCCCUCGUGGCGCGGCAUGUACGGUAAGGCGCAGGGCAAUAAACCGCAUAUGGAGGCCAGCAACGACAAUGAUGACGAGGACUCGGUGGACGUGGUUGUGUCACUGGAAGAGAGCCACUUGAAAGGCGACUUUGUCGUCGCCGCUGUCCCGCCACCGGCUCCUACUUUUUGUGCUCCAGUGAGAAACGGGAACUUCACAGCAGAGCCAAAACGGCACACAGGACAGCCACAACAACAAGAAUACAAGGGUCAGGACGAGUCUUUGCUGCCGUCUCUUCCUGCUGCAGAGGAGCACUUCUCCAUGGAUGCUCGCCGCAUCUAUACAGAGAUACUGCGCCAAAGUCAAGAGCAGCGUCAACAAAGAAUACGCGAAGUCUCCCAUCCUGAACAGCAACAGCAACAGCAGAAAACAGAACUGGACGGGGCGAAGAUGGAGGGGGAAGAAGAAGUAGAGGGGGAGGAACCGUCCACCGUUUCGACGGAGCCGAAGGGCUCCUCGAUCACUGAGCAUGAUAAUAUGUUGAAUGGUGAAGACGCGACCGAGGAAGCCCGUAGGUGUAAUUCGCAGCUUAACGAGGGUGAACUUCAUGCUCACACAACAAGUCGCGCGCUUUUCUCUUGA